Sporothrix brasiliensis 5110 is the source of this 1755-nucleotide messenger RNA. RefSeq lists its product as uncharacterized. The transcript has 3 exons. NCBI's taxonomy places the organism in Eukaryota, Fungi, Ascomycota, Sordariomycetes, Ophiostomatales, Ophiostomataceae. Bases 1 to 1755 code for a protein of 584 amino acids. The record is from RefSeq and is a predicted model, not a curated record.
AUGCCACAAGACGCCCUGUUCGUGGCCGACGACGAGCCAUUAAAUCCACAUCCACCGAUCAAAAUCCAGGUCGUCAUCGUCGGCGCGGGCCUCGGGGGCAUCAUCACGGCCAUCCUGCUCUCACACAAGGUCCCGAACCUCAAGUACACCCUCUUUGAUCGCCAAGAUCGCAUUUAUCCUGCCGCCACGCCUCGCUUGACACGCAUCCUUCUCACUUCGUGCUUAGAAACCACCUUUGCUCCCAACCCGAACUGGGCCGAAUACUACUCGACCGGCUCCGAGAUCCGCGCGUACUACGAGAAGCUCGUCGAUGACUAUGGCCUGCGCUCCCAGAUACGCCUCCGGCAUGAACUCCUAUCUGCCACUUGGCGUGCCGACGGUGCCGUCUGGGACUUGGCCAUCAAAGACCUCAACACGGAGGAGACCUUCCACGAGACCACACCCUUCUUCAUCAACGCCCAGGGGCGCUUGAGCCGGCCCAAGCUGCCCGACGUCCCUGGUCUGGUAGACACCUUUGCCGGUACCCUUGUCCACACGGCCACCUGGGACCCCAUCAUCGAUCUCACCGGUAAACGUGUGGCCGUCAUUGGCAACGGCUCUAGUGGCCAGCAAAUCCUGCCCCAUGUAGCACCACGUGCUGCGCACGUCGACCAUUACGUGCGCUCGCGCGUAUGGAUCACACCCACCUUUCAAAAGAAUCUCGUCGAGGCCACCGGCGACGAUCCCGGCGCCCACCGGUAUACUGAUGCCGAAAAGGCAGCAUUUGCAGCCGACCCAGCCGCCUACCUCGCCUACCGGCGCACCAUUGAAGGCAACCUGCACACCAAGUUCCAGCGCAACAUUCUCGGCAGCCCAGAGAACGAGGCCUUGCGGGCUUCUUGUAUCAAGACCAUGUGCCAGCGCGUCGGCGGUAGCCAAGCAUGGCUGGACCGCUUGGUCCCUGACUUUGCGCCCGGAUGCAAGCGACUGACACCCGCGCCGGGCUACCUCGAAACCAUAGUCAAGGGUGCGGAGGACGGCACGGUGGCCUAUGUCGACACGCCCCUUAUGGCCGCGACACAGACGGCGCUUGUCACCGCUGAUGGUGUGGAGCGUCCCGUCGAUGUGAUCAUUGCCGCCACGGGAUUUGCCAGUGGGUUUGUGCCACAUUUCCCUGUUGUCGGCCGCAACGGCGUCGACCUUCGCCACGACUGGUCCGCCGAGGGUGCCACGGGCUACCCAGAGACAUAUUUCGGUGUCAUGGCGCCCGGCAUGCCCAAUUACUUCAUGGUGCUGCAGGCCCAGGCCAACGGCGGUGGGGGUUCGAUCCCGCUUCAGGUGGAGCUGUCCGCGACGUACAUUGCCAAAGUGCUGCGUAAGAUGCAGCUCCAGCAGUACAGCAGCAUCACACCGAGUCGAGAGGCCACUGAGGACUUUAAUGCAUACUGCCAGGGCCACUUUCGAGACAAGGUGGCUAGUGACAACUGCAGUUCGUGGCUCAAGGCACCCGGCGACGGUACAGCAGGCCGCCGCACGUUGGUGUGGUGGCCCGGUUCGGGCCAUCAUCGCAUGCAAGCAUGUCUGGACCCACGCUGGGAAGACUUUGAGUUUGAGCGGAACCGGACACCACAGGCCCAGCGCAACCGGUACCACUACUUUGGCAAUGGGUGGACGACCAUUGAGCGUGACGCCGCCAGUACGGAAGCACUCACAGGCUACCUGUAUGAAUUGGGAGCAGCAGACUUGCGCUCUCUGCAUGAGCGAUGGUAUGAAUAA